Messenger RNA from Solanum dulcamara, 2199 nucleotides. Its product is annotated as sterol 3-beta-glucosyltransferase UGT80A2-like. Gene Ontology annotation, molecular function: UDP-glycosyltransferase activity; hexosyltransferase activity. The record is from RefSeq and is a predicted model, not a curated record. NCBI's taxonomy places the organism in Eukaryota, Viridiplantae, Streptophyta, Magnoliopsida, Solanales, Solanaceae. Bases 133 to 1989 code for a protein of 618 amino acids. The transcript is spliced from 14 exons. Gene Ontology annotation, biological process: carbohydrate metabolic process.
GCUUACAAUUCAAACGUGCGUUUUUCUCUCUUCUCCUCUCACCUCACUUUUCCGGAGAUUUUGAGAGUUGUGAGAAGUUGCUAAAAUCUGGAUCAACGGAAACAGAGCUCGCCGGAGGCUGUGAAGCCAUCUAUGGCGGAGUCUUCAACGAAUAUUGGUCAAGUGUCAGUGUCGAUAGAGAAGGACGUUGUAGAUGAAAAUGGUGAUGAUAAUGCUUGUGGUGCUGUUGUUGCUGACCUGGAUGGCAGAGAAGUCGUUGGUGGUUCAGCUUCCAAUGGCGUCAAUGACUCUUCAGGGACUUCUGGUGCGGAAGUUGCAAGAGUAAAUACACUGCCUCACAAAAUUUUUAACUCAGACAAAUCUGAAUCACAUUCAGGUCACCUUAAGUUGGGAAGAUCAAAAUCUGAGACACCUACACAUAAUAGUCAAUUUGCUCAAGAGGCAGCAAAUAUCUUUGAUGUCAAAAAUUCUGAACAACAGAAGCUCAAGUUGUUGAAGAGAAUCGCUACUGUCAAAGACAAUGGAACUGUAGAAUUUGAGAUUCCGGGUGAUGAAGAAUCCAGGGUGCUUGGAGUUGACUCUCAAAGUGUCUGUAAUGAAGUUGAAGAUGAACCUCUUGAUGAAAUAGAACUUCACUAUAUUCCCCCAAUACAGAUUGUAAUGCUUAUUGUUGGAACACGUGGUGAUGUGCAACCUUUUAUUGCAAUUGGCAAACGUUUACAGGAUUAUGGCCAUCGAGUGAGGCUGGCAAGCCAUGCAAAUUUCAAAGAGUUUGUCUUAACUGCUGGGUUGGAGUUCUAUCCCCUUGGGGGUGAUCCAAAAGUUUUGGCCGGAUAUAUGGUUAAAAACAAGGGAUUCUUACCUUCUGGACCCUCAGAAAUUCCUGUUCAGAGAAACCAGUUGAAGGAUAUUAUAGGUUCUCUACUCCCAGCUUGCAAAGAACCUGAUAUGGAUACUGGGGUACCCUUUAAAGCAGAUGCAAUGAUUGCUAAUCCCCCAGCAUAUGGGCAUGCACAUGUUGCAGAAGCACUGAAAAUUCCAAUUCAUAUUUUCUUUACAAUGCCAUGGACUCCAACUAGCGAAUUUCCUCAUCCAUUGUCCCGUGUUAAACAACCAGCUGGAUAUCGGCUAUCGUAUCAGAUUGUUGACUCCUUGAUUUGGCUAGGAAUACGAGAUAUGAUAAAUGAUACCCGGAAAAAAAAACUGAAGCUAAGACCAGUCACAUAUUUAAGCGGUUCUCAAGUCUCUGAGCUGGAUAUCCCACAUGGAUAUAUUUGGAGUCCUCACCUUGUUUCUAAACCAAAAGAUUGGGGACCAAAGGUAGAUGUGGUGGGAUUUUGCUUCCUCGAUCUUGCAUCUGGUUAUGAACCUCCAGAAUCACUAGUAAAUUGGCUGAAAGAUGGUCAGAAACCCAUUUACAUUGGCUUUGGUAGCCUUCCUGUUCAAGAGCCAGAGAAAAUGACCCAAAUAAUUGUUGAAGCAUUGGAACGCACGGGACAAAGGGGGAUCCUUAACAAAGGUUGGGGUGGCCUUGGCAAUUUGGCUGAACCAAAGGAUUUUGUGUACUUGCUUGAUAAUUGUCCCCAUGAUUGGCUAUUCUUACAAUGUUCUGCAGUGGUGCACCAUGGGGGUGCUGGAACAACGGCUGCUGGUCUUAAAGCUGCGUGUCCAACAACUAUUGUCCCCUUCUUUGGUGACCAGCCAUUUUGGGGGGAAAGGGUGCACGCUAGAGGUGUAGGCCCUCCACCUAUACCUGUCGAUGAAUUUUCACUUCCUAAGCUGGUCGAUGCAAUUAAAUUCAUGCUUGAUCCUAAGGUAAAGGAGCGUGCAGUUGAGCUGGCUAAGGCGAUGGAGAAUGAAGAUGGGGUCACUGGAGCAGUAAAAGCCUUCUUUAAGCAUCUUCCUCGCGACAAGAAUGAGCCUGAUCUUGAUCAAACACCUGCACCACCAAGUUUAUUUUCUUUAAGAAGAUGCUUCGGUUUUUCCUAGAUCUCAAAGUGGAUAAAGAUGUGUGAAAUCGUCUAUUUGUCACUAUUAACUAUCUGUAUCUUGUUCCUGUAAUUAUGGAAUAUUUUUAUACACAACCAAUGGUGCUCUCUCCUAGCAAUUGUCUAUAACAUUGAGAUCAUAACAUUGAUACCCUAAGUUGUUGGAUACCAUUGCAAAAUGACGAGCCAAAUAACAUUCUAAAUUGUCCUA